UGCUCCUGACGUGGGUGAAUUGUCACAGUGUCCGUUGGGCCACGCGAGUUCAGGAUGUUUUUACAGCUGGGAAGUUGCUGGCGCUGGCGCUGAUCGUGGGAGCCGGGGCCGUGCUGAUCGGGAAAGGUGAGAACUUUUGGCUCCGCCCCUCGCAGGCGUUUUCCUGGUGGGCGGAGCCGGGGGCGGGGCCUCUGUUCCUGGCCUGCCUCCAGGGCUCCUUCGCCUACGGGGGCUGGAAUUUCCUCAAUUACGUCACCGAGGAGCUGGUGGAGCCCCAGAGGAAUUUGCCCUUGGCCAUCUCCAUUUCCAUCCCGCUGGUGACGUUUCUGUACGUGGCGGCCAAUGUGGCGUAUCUGGCUGCCAUGAGCCCCAGGGAGAUCCUGCAGAGCGAUGCUGUGGCCGUGACGUUCGGGGAGAAGGUUCUGGGCCCCCUGGCCUGGGUGAUGCCCUUGGCCGUGGCUCUCUCCACCUUCGGCGGCGUCAACGGCUCCCUCUUCACCUGCUCCAGUGUGACCCCGCCCCCCAUGACGUCAUUCCCAGUUGUGACCACGCCCAUCAUGACAUCAUUCCCAGUUGUGACCCCGCCCCCCAUGACGUCAUUCCCAGUUGUGACCACGCCCAUCAUGACAUUAUUUCUGUUAUGACCACGCCCACCAUGACGUCACCAAUCCACUCAUUUCCUCCAUGGCAUCUCCUUCCCUAGACCACGCCCACCAUGACAUCACCCCCGUUGUGACCACGCCCACCAUGACAUCACCUCUAUUGGACCACGCCCACAAUGACGUCACCGAUCUUGUUAUUUCCUUGUGACCACGCCCACCAUAACCCCACCCCUGUUAUGACCACGCCCACCAUGACGUCACCCAUCUGUUCCUUUCCCAUUACAUCACCUCUCCGUGACCACGCCCACCGUGGCAUCACCUCCAUUUGACCACGCCCACCAUGACGUCAUCAAUCCACUCAUUUCCUCCAUGGCAUCUCCUCCCUGUGGCCCCGCCCACCAUGACAUCACCCCUGUUGUGACCACGCCCACCAUGACAUCAUUGUCAUUGUGACCACGCCCACCAUGACGUCACCGAUCUUGUCAUUUCCCUUGUGACCACGCCCACCAUAACCCCACCCCUGUUAUGACCACGCCCACCAUGACGUCACCCAUCUGUUCAUUUCCCAUUACAUCACCUCUCCGUGACCACGCCCACCAAUGCAUCGCCUCCAUUUGACCACGCCCACCAUGGCAUCACCUCUCCGUGACCACGCCCACCAUGACGUCACCGCCGCCGUGACCACGCCCACCAUGGCUUCACCUCCAUGUGA
Zonotrichia leucophrys gambelii is the source of this 1314-nucleotide messenger RNA. RefSeq names its product large neutral amino acids transporter small subunit 2-like. The record is from RefSeq and is a predicted model, not a curated record. Gene Ontology annotation, biological process: amino acid transmembrane transport; neutral amino acid transport. The transcript is spliced from 5 exons. The annotation marks the transcript as partial. Gene Ontology annotation, molecular function: L-amino acid transmembrane transporter activity; neutral L-amino acid transmembrane transporter activity. NCBI's taxonomy places the organism in Eukaryota, Metazoa, Chordata, Aves, Passeriformes, Passerellidae. Gene Ontology annotation, cellular component: membrane.